Messenger RNA from Theobroma cacao (cacao), 1541 nucleotides. Its product is annotated as aspartyl protease family protein At5g10770-like. Gene Ontology annotation, biological process: proteolysis. The record is from RefSeq and is a predicted model, not a curated record. Gene Ontology annotation, molecular function: aspartic-type endopeptidase activity. NCBI's taxonomy places the organism in Eukaryota, Viridiplantae, Streptophyta, Magnoliopsida, Malvales, Malvaceae.
GCUAGCUAGAUAUAUGGUCCAUGGCCACUUCCCCGUUCUCCAACUUGUUUGUAUUCCUCCACUCCGCUUCUCUUUUCUUUCUCUUCCUUGUCUGCUCUUCAAAAAGGAGCUAUGCCUUUGAAGGAAAAACAACUAGUACUGUGGAAAGCAAGGAUAUUCUCCAUACUCACGUUCUUCGAACCAGUUCUCUACUGCCAUCAACUGUUUGCAAAUCACUUAGCAAAGUUAUCAACGUAAAGUCAUCAUUAGCGAUUGUAAACAAGCAUGGUCCAUGCUCUCAACUGAACCAAGACAAACCAAACGCUCCCUCUCAUUCUGAAAUUCUCCGUCAAGACCAAGCCCGAGCUGAUUCAAUCCACUCCAUGCUCUCCCUAAGUUCCACGGAGAAGACAUCACUUCAAGACAAACCAGGAAUCUCGAUUGGCACCGGGAAGUACCAGGUCACCAUGGGCUUUGGCUCGCCCAAAACGGAGCUUUCCCUGGUAUUUGACACUGCUAGUCAAUUAACUUGGACUCAGUGCCAGCCAUGCUCUGGAUAUUGCUAUGACCAAAAGGAACCAAUAUUCGAUCCAUCAAAGUCAUCAUCCUAUACCAACAUUCAGUGCUCCUCGGCCACGUGCAAACAAAUUUCUUCCGAAGGUAUGCGAGAAGGUUGCUCUUCCUCAUCAUCAUGUGUGUAUGGCGUCACAUACAGUAAUACAACAUUUUCCGUUGGCUUCAUGGCUAAAGAAACCUUAACCAUAACAAGUUCAGAUGUGUUUCAAGGGUUCUUAUUUGGCUGUGGGCAAAGAAACCGUUUCCCUAACGGUGGAAGUGCAGCUGGGGUAUUAGGACUUGGCCGUGGAUGGUUUUCCCUAGUAUCCCAAACUGCUAACAAGUAUCACAAAGUAUUCUCCUAUUGUUUGCCACCAAGUGAUAGAUCAACCGGAUACCUAAGAUUUGGUGAUAAGAACCUCCCAAAUUCCGUUCAAUUCACACCCAUGUCAAGUUCCUUUCAAGGAACACACUAUUACGGCCUUGAUAUUGUCGAUAUAGGCGUAGGAGGCGAGAGACUAUCCAUUGACAGGUCGGUUUUUACGACUUCAGGCACCGUCAUUGACUCAGCAUCUUUGAUCACACGCCUCCCUCCGGCAGCCUAUUCAAGAGUCCGGAGAGCUUUCGAAGUAAGGAUGACCAAGUAUCCAAGGGCACCGGCAUUCGAAUCUCUAGGGACGUGCUUUGAUUUUAGUGGUAAUACCAGUGUUGUAAUGCCAACGAUCAGCUUAUACUUUGAUGGGGGCCUUGAGAUGCCUAUUGAUGCUAGAGGGAUUUUGUAUGUUAACAAGAUAUCUCAAGCCUGUCUGGCUUUUGCCAAAAAUGGUGAUGAUAGUGAUGUAAUGAUCCUAGGAAAUUUUCAACAGAAGGGGUAUGAGGUCGUCUAUGAUGAUGCCAAUGGAAGGGUUGGAUUUGCACCUGGUCGUUGUGGCUAACUUGAGCUACAUUGAUCUUAGACUAUUAGAUUUGAAUAAGAAUAAGAAUGCUCUAAUUAACUCAGCCUUGGC